This is a messenger RNA of Microthlaspi erraticum, 1032 nucleotides long. Lineage: Eukaryota; Viridiplantae; Streptophyta; Magnoliopsida; Brassicales; Brassicaceae. The record is from the annotation of a GenBank genome assembly.
AUGGCGAUUCUAUCGACGGCUAAUAGCGCUCUCUGCCAUCCGAUUGCGUCAAUUCCGGCAUCCACGUUUCGUUCUCAUGGAUUUUCGAAGAGAAUUUCAGGAAACGGGCACUGGGUUCGCGAAAGGAGAAGACUUUCUGUGAAAUCGAGCAACUCAGAGUCGAAAACUGAUGAAGCAACUCCAAAACGGACUAGUGCGAGUGAAAACGCUACGGUAUCUUCUGAUACGAGCGGCAAUUCAUCGAGCUUCUUGUCUGUUCUCUGCCCAUUGCUUAAACUUUUCUCUGGAGGUGAUCCUUCAGGACAGCGGAAUCAUGCUCUGGAGGUCGCAACUUCUUCAUUAGCAUCUGUUGCAAGACUUCCAUGGGGAUCUCGAGUAUCAUCUGGGAGCAUAGAUGUUUCCUCUAAUCCUCAUUUGCGAUUGCAGCUUUUUGAAUUUGAGGCAUGUCCCUUUUGCCGGAGGGUGCGUGAAGCCAUGACUGAGCUAGACCUUUCUGCAGAAGUUUAUCCUUGUCCUAAAGGAUCUGUAAGACACAGAGAAAUGGUCAGAAGAUCCGGCGGAAAAGAGAUGUUUCCUUUCCUCAUUGACCCGAAUACUGAUACUUCAAUGUAUGAGAGUGGUGACAUCGUGAAGUACCUAUUUAAUCAAUAUGGAAAUGGAAGAAGCCCUUCCACUGGACUUUUGGAAAGCACCUUGUUCACUGGAUGGAUGCCAACACUUCUCCGAGCAGGUAGAGGCAUGUCAUUAUGGGACAAGGCUCCAACGGAUCCUCCACCUAAUAUGCUUGAGCUCUUCUCUUACGAGAACAACUCGUAUGCGCGGUUGGUGCGUGAAGCACUCUGUGAGUUGGAGCUCCCUUAUGUAUUACACAAUAUUGGAGAAGGGUCCACACGAAUGAGAUCGCUUCUAAAUGCUUCAGGAUCUAAUAAGGUUCCGUUCUUGGUUGAUCCAAACACUGGUGUCCAAUUAGGUGAUUACCAGAAGAUUCUGGCUUACCUCUUCAAGACUUAUUCUUCAGCAGCAUCUGCAUAG